GACGAACGCACUUACUGAAAGGCACCUGAAAUCACAGCUGCAUACAAAAGAACGACAUGGCUGAGGAUGAGGUGACUGAGGAGCAGCUAGCAGCCAUCGCCGCAGAAAACGAGGAGCAAGAGCAGGUGAACUACAAGGCACCAGCCGUGAAGUCUGUGAAAGAGAUCCAGGAUCUGGAUAAAGAUGACGAGAGUCUACGCAAAUAUAAAGAAGCUCUACUUGGCUCUGGACCCACUGAGGCUGAUCCCACUAUUCCGAAUGUCCAAGUGACCCAAAUGUGUCUGGUCUGUGAAAUGGCCCCGGACCCCCUGAUCCUGGACUUGAAAGGAGACCUGGAAGCCUUUAAGAAGCAGGCCUUCAUCCUGAAGGAGGGAGUUGAAUACAAAAUAAAGAUCAGCUUUAAGGUGAACAGGGAGAUAGUUUCAGGUCUGAAGUAUGUGCAGCAGACGUACAGGAAAGGAAUGAAGAUUGAUAAAUCGGACUACAUGGUGGGCAGCUACGGGCCUCGUCCUGCUGAAUACGACUUCCUGACCACGGUCGAGGAGGCUCCUAAAGGUGUGCUCGCCCGAGGCAACUAUGUCAUCAAAUCCAAGUUUACUGACGACGACAAGCACGACCACCUGUCCUGGGAGUGGAACCUCAAUAUCAAGAAAGACUGGAAAGACUAAUAGAGGCCUUUUUGUUUGUGGGGGAGGGGGGGCGAGGGAAAGUCCCCCAUCAUUCCUCAGCCGCUGCCUCCCCCGCCCUGUCCCCUCCACCAUUUCUGCCUUCUCUGUUUUUACUUUGUCCUUCAUUUCAUGCCUUAUCACCCUGACGUCCUCCACUCCUCUCUGUCAGCAGCAGUAGCAUCAGCAGUAGCAGCAGUCUCCCUCACCCCCCUCAUCUGUCCGUCCACUCAUCACCUUCCCACUGUUCUCCCACCUCUGUCCUCACUCACUCCACACCGCCUCGUCCACCGAGCUGUGCCGUGUAGCACCUUAUUUCCUCACACCCAGCCCUCUUUUCAUCACUUCUCACAGAUUUCCUCGCUGCUUGAAGAGAUUAACCCCGCCUUCCACCUCUCCUCCAGAAUUGUCUUCCUCUCUCAGUAUGACUUACAUGUGGGAAAAGCAACUGUACAAUCAACUUUUGUUUGCCUUUUUUUUAUAUAAUUGUAUCAAUGGUUGUGUCAUGUGGCUAUAUUCACAUCACUGUUAAUCAACUGUUCAUUUAAGGCCCCACCACGUCCAACUGCACCCCCUACACACACACACACACACACACACACACACACACACAACCUUUUGCUACAGCAUUCCUUUGAUCACCUACAUGCUUACUGUCUUUUGAUAUGAUUACCAAUACCUGCCUUGGAAAAACAAUCCAUUCAGAUCUGCUCUGCGGCACCUCACUCCCUUCCCUAAAUGUAUUCACCCACUCCCCUUCUGAAUGGGGACUGGGGGCCCAAAGUAAACAAGGGAGUAAAGAAUAUAAGGGUAAGAAAAAGCUGCCUUAUGUUUUGAAUAAUGUCUAAAAAUGUUCCUUCUGCAUGCCUUGUGUGUAAGAGCAGCACUAUCAGGAAGCCUGUAUAUCAAGGGCUUACUCUCGCUACCAACUCACCUGUAGCACUUACUCACCUGCAGCCCUAUUCUGGUAGAGACUGUUUAUACAGGUGACUCAGAUACAGCUCUGCACACACCCACUGCCCCCCAAAAUAAACGUACCUUGUAAUGGAAGGGGGCUGAAUGUUCAUAAUCUGAGAAAAGGUACUAAACAAAGUAUUGAUGAAUCUGGGCACUCUUUGUUCCUCUGAGCCAUGAGGCCUUAGCACUAACUAUGAGAAAAUCAGACAUUUCUUUUGCCUUUUUUUUUAAAUUUGUUGUCCCUGUUUGCCUUAACAUAAACCACCCCCCCCAACAAAAAUCUCCUUGACUUCGCUCGUUCAGAACUCUAAGCCAGCCAGUCACAAGAGUCUCCCUGUGGAGGAGUAGUACCAGAGAGAGGAGGAGGCUGAGCCGGACACCAUCUGCUGCUGCCGGAGACCUCGGUGGUGUCUGGUCUCACCCUCUGAACAAACACUGAAAGUAGAGAAAGGAAAAGUGACCAGGCACUCUCCCUUUAGCCUCACAGAAAGAAAGCAGUGAAAGGAAAGGUCAGGUGACACUACAGGCGAAAACACAUGCUCAAUUCUUAAUGAGAGGCGAAUGAGAGUUUAAACACAACUGACCGUAUCGUAUCGUACCGAUCGUAACAACAACUCUAAAUCGACUCGUACUGUACCAGAACAUAUGGAUGUAAAACCUUUUUUUUUGUUUGUUUCUUCUGAUAAUGAUGUACUUCCUGCUCCAUACAUUCCUUCACAUUGUACAGUUUCUAUGAAAACGCUGGCAUGCUGGUGGGGUUGUAUAUUCUAUCAUCAUUUGUGAUUGCUCUUCUCGGUCAAUAAAGAUUUUGCUCAA
This is a messenger RNA of Labrus bergylta (ballan wrasse), 2438 nucleotides long. RefSeq names its product rho GDP-dissociation inhibitor 1. Gene Ontology annotation, molecular function: Rho GDP-dissociation inhibitor activity; protein binding. Gene Ontology annotation, biological process: Rho protein signal transduction. The record is from RefSeq and is a predicted model, not a curated record. NCBI's taxonomy places the organism in Eukaryota, Metazoa, Chordata, Actinopteri, Labriformes, Labridae. Gene Ontology annotation, cellular component: cytoplasm; cytosol; membrane.